Macadamia integrifolia is the source of this 1677-nucleotide messenger RNA. RefSeq names its product AT-hook motif nuclear-localized protein 1-like. NCBI's taxonomy places the organism in Eukaryota, Viridiplantae, Streptophyta, Magnoliopsida, Proteales, Proteaceae. The record is from RefSeq and is a predicted model, not a curated record. The coding region runs from base 339 to 1376 and encodes 345 amino acids. The transcript is spliced from 7 exons. Gene Ontology annotation, molecular function: minor groove of adenine-thymine-rich DNA binding.
GCUUAUAAAUUGAUUUUAAUUUUCAGCUUUUUUUUGUUUUUCUCGGAAAGCCGUUUGGACAGCUUUGAAAACCAGUAGCGGUUUUUGAACAAUGGAAAACCAGUCUUCGUGAUCUUAUACAGAGAGAACAAAUUUGAAGUGAAAGCGGCGCCAUUAAAGUUAUUUGUCUGCUCCUAAUGGCGAUAGUUCCAGUACAAGAGGACUCUCUGUUACUGGGAGUGAGUUUGACUGGAGAAAUCGCAAGUUAUGUUCUUUGAAAAUCAAAGAGGAUCUCCAGUUCCUGAACUCGAAGUAGCUUUUCAUUUUUCCCCCCCCUGGUUUUCUAGUGGAAUCUAUGUAUGGAAGGAAGGGAAGGUAUGAGUACCGGAGUAGCAGUUAUGGGGGCAGAUGCUCAUCCCAACUUCCAUGUGGCUGCAAGAACAGAGAACCCUAACUCAGUUGCUGCUGCAACAGUUGCAGCAGCACCACCAGCAGCGCCACCAGCGGCAGCAACUCCAGUUGGAACAUCACAAGUAAGCGUGGCGUUGCCAGGAGCUACAGUGAAGAAAAAGAGAGGUAGACCCAGAAAAUAUGGACCUGAUGGCGCAGUUUCUCUAGCAUUAUCGCCAAUGCCGAUUUCGUCUUCGGCGCCGGCACCACCAACUGGCGAUUUUUCCGGUAACAACAAGCGGGGUAGAGGGCGGCCUAAUUUCUUCAAGCAACAGCAGCAACAGAGAAUGGAAGUGGAAAAUAUGGGUGAGUGGGUGUCAUGUUCUGUUGGGGCAAAUUUCACUCCCCAUGUGAUCACUGUUGCUACUGGUGAGGAUGUUACAAUGAAGAUUAUAUCAUUUUCUCAGCAAGGGCCUCGAGCCAUUUGUAUUCUUUCGGCAAACGGUGCAAUUUCAAAUGUUACUCUUCGUCAGCCUGAUUCUUCUGGGGGUACUUUGACAUAUGAGGGUCGUUUUGAGAUACUCUCCUUAUCUGGAUCAUUCAUGCCUUCUGAGAGUGGAGGAACUAGGAGCAGGUCUGGUGGGAUGAGCGUCUCAUUGGCGAGUCCGGAUGGUCGUGUUUUAGGGGGAGGAGUUGCUGGUCUACUAGUAGCUGCCAGCCCAAUACAGGUUGUGGUGGGCAGCUUUCUGCCAAGCACCCAACAGGAACUAAAGCCUAAGAAGCAAAAGACAGAUCAUGCAUCUGCCGGUACACCAAACUCUACCAUUCCUAUUUCUAGUGCAGAGAUGGAGGAGAGCUAUGGCGGACAGGGGCAGCGUAAUGCAACUCCGAAGUCUGAUGUUGCUACUGGUUCUUCAUUCCGAGGAGACAACUGGGCACCUAUGCACUCCAUGCAGGACUCGAGGAAUUCAAACACUGACAUAAACAUAUCUUUACCUUCAGGAUAAUCAAAGAUUCCCAUUCUAUUUAGUCACAGUGAGGUUCUUACUGACCAGAUUUCAAACUUUGAUCUUGGUUGUGAUACAUAAACUUCAGCAACUAUUGGAACCUCCUGUUUUUGACUUGCUUGUAAACUCAUUGAGUAUUUAUCAGAUAGGAAUUCUGAUCAGUAGAGUGGUUAGGUAGGCCUUAAUCUGUAGCUGUUGUGAUCAUGUAUCUUUUUGUUUGGUUCUUCCCUUGUUAGAAUAUUUAAUGGAUAGCUGUUGUUUGCCAUUAUUCUUCUAGCUUAGUAUGUGUUUCAGAUGGGCA